UAACUGAUCCCAACGAACAACAAGAAUAUUAUAACCCAUUGAUUGUUAUUAUUAUUAUUAUUUUAAAUUCAGUACUGAAUGUGUGAUUCAGGCGUGUCUUUCACUUCUUCAUCGGUUUUUUGUUUGAUACGAAAGAAGAAAAAUGAAACGAAAGACCGUUUCCGAUAAGUCUUCGGCGGCGACGACGAUGACGACGACGACGACGAAGACAAUGACCGCCACCAACACCAACAACAACAACCAGAAGAAGACACCGACAAAAAGUGUUGCCAACAGCGGCAGCGGCGGCGAUAUAGACCGCAAUACCACCGAUACAACCGCCGAUGAUGACGACGACACAGCCAUUGUCUACAAGAAUGGAAAUCUGGUCCGACUUUUACUUAAAGACUUUAUGACAUACAAACGGGUAGAGAUUACGGCCGGACCGCAUCUGAAUCUGGUAUUGGGUCCGAACGGUACCGGCAAGUCGGCACUGGUCUGUUCGAUAAUUAUCGGUUUAGGCGGCGAACCGUCCACUACUGGCCGAUCGGGUCAUUUAGGCGAAUACAUCCGAUUCGGGUGCGAUCUGGCACUGGUCGAGAUCGAGCUGUACAACGACACACCCAAUGCCAAGAACUAUCUGAUCCAACGGGUCAUACAGAAAAAAACGACAUCAACUUCAGGGAAAACUGAAUUCACGUCAUCGUUCAAACUGAACGGCCGUGAGGCCACCCGUACGGCUGUCCGCGAGUUUACCCACCAACUGAACAUCAAUGUCGACAAUUUGUGUCAAUUCCUACCCCAGGAACGUGUCCUACAGUUUGUCGCUAUGGACAAGAAAACACUGUUGGAAUGUACGGAAAAAGCGGCCGGCGAUCAGCAAAUGUUUGACAAUCAUCAGCAACUGGUCGCGUUGGCCAAAGAUAUUAAAAAAUUGAAUGCAAUCAACAGUAACCUAACGGAUCAGAUCAGUAGCGAACGUGAACAACAGGCUCGGGCUGAGGAGGAAUUGCGUCGGAUUGAAGAACGAGAUAAAUAUAAGACGGAUAUCCAGUGGUUGGUAAAGAAGAGGCCGUGGAUUGAGUACGAAGACAAACGAGUCGAGUAUCAGACGGCUAAGGAUGAACUGUUGGAGAAGAAACAAAAUCGUCAGACAUUGCAACGGGUAUUGGAUCCGUUAAAAUCGGAGACCAACAAUGCCCGCAAAGCGGCGGCCGUGAGUCAUCAGAAAAAGACCGAUUCGGGCCAACAGUUGGCAUCAGUGGCCAAAUCUAUUGAACCAUUAAAAGUGAAAAUCGAACAAUUGUUUGAUAAGAUACGCGAAGAAAAGUCCCGAUAUUUUGAACAACAAAAUAACGAUCGAAAACGAUUGGCAACAUUGAAGAAACUGGAAUCAGAUUUAACGGAUUUGCGGACACAAUACGAAAAUAUCAACGAAGAUGACGGCGACGGCUUGGAUACGGAAGCCAUUGACAGACAAAUCCAGGAUAUUGUCAAACGUUUACAUUCGCUGAACAAAGAUAUUGAAAAAUCCAAUCAAUCGCGUGUUCGCUUGAAAGAAGAAAGAGAUCAGUUGGCUAUCCAGAAGAAUGGUCUGGAAGUGGAAAAACGUAAUAUCGAAGACAUAUUUCGCAAACGAUUGGCUAAACUUCGGGAAUUGGAUCCGUCGGCUUAUAAAGCGUACGAAUGGCUACAACAACAAGACGACCAACGUUUCCGACGGCGUAUAUAUCCGCCGAUUAUGACCCAAUUGGACAUCGAACGGCCAGAUUGGGCCAAAUAUGUCGAGUCGGCCAUCAAUAACCGCGAUCUGAGUGCAUUCAUAUGCGAAGAUGCCGACGACCUGCGGGAGUUUACCCAAUCGUUACAACAGGAACUCAACUUACGGGUCAACGUAGUGAUGGCACCGCGCGAAUCGCUGGAUCAGUUCGACUCGUGCGAUAUCAGUCGACUAAAACGUUACGGUGUCUACUCGACUGUACGCGAUAUGUUUAGCGCACCCGAUACCGUAGUGGCCUAUCUGUGCAAAACCGGUUACUUGCAUCAGAUACCAGUCGGCAAUUCGGAUACCGAUAAACAUUUCCAGAACGACCUGUUCGGCCGUUUCAAACGUAUCUAUACGGGAAACUCGUUGCACGUGAUUACUACCUCACGAUACGAUCAGCAUCGGGUAACGACCAGUUCGGCCGUACGUGAGGCCCGCUAUUUGAAUUUGACUGUCGAUAGGGAACAGUUGACACAGAUUAACCGUAAACUGGAAAUAUUGACCGAGAAAUUGACCGGAGUUUACGAUGAAAUCAAACUGAUUGAACAACAAUUAGCCGAUUUAGCGGCUGAAUCAAAGUCAUCGAAAGAUAAAAAGAUAUUUUUGGAACAAAAAAAGAACGAAAAACUAGUAUUGGAAACAAAGAUUAACGAAAAACUGUCGGCAAUUGACCGAUAUAGGCGUCAAUCGAUCGAUUUGCCGGCAAUUAAACGCAAAACUGAGGACAGUAUCGGUAAACUAGAAGAAAAACUAAUCGAUUUAUCCACGGAUCUGAACAAAUGUGUCCGAAAAUGUGUCCAAUCGAAUACGGAAAAUUUAUUGGCCAAACUGGUCGAUCGUUUUGCUCGGCAACGGCAGCAACUGGCCGAACGAAAACUGGCCAAAGCUACCAAUCAGUUCGAAGGUAUUAAUCAAGAAAUUCGGCGACUAGAAGAAGUGGUACACGAUAUCAAACGCGAAGCCAAACGUUUGAGGGAUGCGGCCAAAGAUCAAUCGGGUUUCGAUGUUAACGAUUGCGAUGACCAGACACGUGAAAAGUUUGAUUCGCUGCCGAAUACGGUCGACGAAAUCGACACACAUAUCGGUACACUACGGCUACGUAUGAAUAGUAUACUCGAUGCCGACGAUACUGUUCGCGACCAGUAUAACGAACGACAGCGUACUAUUGAACGACGCGGACGUGACCUACAGGCCCGGCAAUCGGAACUGAGCGAUAAACAGAAACGUCUGGAUCAGCUGAAAAACCAAUGGCUGCCAGCAUUGGAACACCUAAUAGAUAGGAUUAACCAGAAUUUCGGUAAUUUUAUGGACCGAUUGAACUAUGCCGGCGAAGUUGGUCUCUAUAAGCCGCCAAACGAUUUGGAAUCGUACGAUGAAUACGGUAUAUCAAUCAAAGUCAAGUUCCGUCACACCGAACAGCUCCGGGAGCUGACAUCGUUUCAGUCGGGCGGCGAACGUAGUGUAUCGACAAUGAUCUAUAUGAUCGCACUCCAGGAGCUAACGCACGUACCGUUUCGGUGCGUGGAUGAAAUCAAUCAGGGAAUGGACGAAAACAAUGAACGAUCAGUAUUUGGUCUGAUAUCGGAAACAUCUGUCCGAACUAAUAGUCAAUAUUUUCUAUUUUCGCCAAAAUUGUUGACCAACUUAUCGUAUACACGGGAAAUGUCUAUACAUAUUAUAUUCAAUGGUCCGCACAUGGAGUUUGAUUGGACACGACUGGAACUAAUGGAUGACGACGAAGACGAUGAGGAGGAAGAGUUGGAGGAGGAGGAAGAGGACAGUGAUAAUGAAGAGGAGGAAUGAUUUUGUUUCUAAUGGUGUAGUCGUCUAUACCUGUCUGUCCAUAAGCUACCGGUUCUCUCAUUCACUCACUCACUCACUCACUCAUCGGGACAUACAGUAUAUUAUAACUACUGUAUUAUUAUUAU
Messenger RNA from Oppia nitens, 3672 nucleotides. It is a transcript of the gene SMC5, whose product is annotated as structural maintenance of chromosomes protein 5-like. The transcript is spliced from 5 exons. Gene Ontology annotation, biological process: double-strand break repair via homologous recombination. Gene Ontology annotation, molecular function: ATP binding; ATP hydrolysis activity. Gene Ontology annotation, cellular component: Smc5-Smc6 complex. Lineage: Eukaryota; Metazoa; Arthropoda; Arachnida; Sarcoptiformes; Oppiidae. The record is from RefSeq and is a predicted model, not a curated record. The coding region runs from base 143 to 3547 and encodes 1134 amino acids.